CGAUGGCCGAAUUACCAGCGCUCAGAGAUCCCUACUUUUUAGCAGCCGUAGCUGGUAUCAUUAUAGCAUUCGGUUUAGGCGGUUAUCUCGGCUUAUUCAGCAGCAAACCAAAGCCAGUACUCGAUCCGAAGGAAUUCAAAGAGUUCCCUCUUGUAGAGAAGCACAAACUUAGUCCAAAUACCGCCCUUUAUCGUUUCGGAUUGGCAAACAAAACUGAUGUCUUGGGUUUGCCUAUCGGACAGCACAUUUCUGUACAAGCAGAGAUCAACGGAAAGCAGGUUAUGAGAUCAUACACCCCAACCUCAUCAGACGAUGACAAGGGACACUUCGAUUUGGUCGUCAAGACCUACGCUCAGGGUAACAUCAGUCUUUUCCUCGAUAAGCUCCAAUUGGGUCAAAAUGUUCGCAUUAGAGGUCCAAAGGGUCAAUUCAAGUAUGACGAGAAUCUCACACACCACAUCGGUAUGAUUGCAGGUGGUACUGGCAUUACCCCAAUGCUUCAAGUUAUUCGCGCUAUUCUUAAAAACCCACGCGACACAACUCAAGUCGAUUUGAUCUACGCCAAUGUCACAUUCGAUGACAUCCUCAUGAAGAAAGAAAUCGACGACCUUGUCAAGCAAGAGCAAGAUAAUGGAAAGAACAGAUUAAGGGUUCUUUACGUUCUUAACUCACCACCAGCUAGCUGGGAUGGUGGUAUUGGCUUUGUCAACAAGCAAAUGAUCGAAGAAAGAUUUCCUCCUGCAGCCAAAGAGGGUAAGGUCUUGCUCUGUGGUCCACCACCAAUGAUCAAUGCAAUGAAGAACCAUCUCAACGAGCUCAAGUACCCUGCUCCACGUGCUGUUUCGAAGUUGUCUGAUCAAAUUUUCUGUUUCUAGAGGUUUUUAUAAGGGAAUGUUUAAUUGUU
Molecule: messenger RNA, 904 nt
Organism: Wallemia mellicola CBS 633.66
Lineage: Eukaryota; Fungi; Basidiomycota; Wallemiomycetes; Wallemiales; Wallemiaceae
Product: ferredoxin reductase-like protein
Exons: 3
Molecular function (GO): oxidoreductase activity
Source: RefSeq, a predicted model, not a curated record